GUGUCAGUGACGAUAAUUGAGGCGAGGCAGUUGUCGGGGGUGAACAUGAACCCCGUGGUGUGCGUGCAGGUGGGGGACCAGAGGAAGUACACCUCUGUCAAGGAGUCCACCAACUGCCCCUAUUUUAAUGAGUAUUUCGUCUUUGAUUUCCACAUCAUUGCCUCAGUCCUUUUGGACAAGAUGAUAACAAUAUCGGUGCGUGUCUUACAUUCGCGGAACAUUUUGAGAUCAGGCACGAAGAUUGGGAGUUUCAAGUUGGAUGUUGGCACUGUGUACGAUGCUCCUGACCACCACUUUUACCACAAAUGGGCUGUCCUCACGGACCCUGACGAUGUGACGGGGGGGUGCAAGGGCUACGUUAAAUGUGACAUAGCCGUCUUUGGGAAGGGUGACAAGAUCAAGGUUAUUGUUGUACCCCAGAAAAAAUCAAACGCUGAUGAUGAUGAUAUUGAAUCAAACCUUCUGCUUCCGAACAACAGUCCGGUCGAGAGGCAGCGAGCCAGGUUCAUUGUCGCUAUUUACAGAGGGGAGGGAUUUCCCAGGAUGAAUACUGGCAUUAUGGCUAACGUUAAGAAGGUUGGGGAGGUGAAAGAUUUGGUGGACCCCUACGUACAAGUCUCAUUUGCCGGGAAAAAGGUAUUUAGACAUAAUUAUAAUAACAUAAUAAUAAUAAUAAUAAUUAUUAUUAUUAUAUAUUAUAUAAUUGUAAUUAUUAUAAUUAUUGUAGUAAUAAUUGCAGGGGCGAACGUCCACAAAGAAAGGCCGUUACAAUCCAGUCUGGAAUGA
This is a messenger RNA of Helobdella robusta, 786 nucleotides long. RefSeq lists its product as hypothetical. NCBI's taxonomy places the organism in Eukaryota, Metazoa, Annelida, Clitellata, Rhynchobdellida, Glossiphoniidae. The record is from RefSeq and is a predicted model, not a curated record. The annotation marks the transcript as partial. The transcript is spliced from 7 exons. Gene Ontology annotation, biological process: plasma membrane organization.